Messenger RNA from Mucor mucedo, 808 nucleotides. RefSeq lists its product as uncharacterized. The coding region runs from base 66 to 683 and encodes 205 amino acids. The record is from RefSeq and is a predicted model, not a curated record. The transcript is spliced from 2 exons. Lineage: Eukaryota; Fungi; Mucoromycota; Mucoromycetes; Mucorales; Mucoraceae.
UGAUAAUCCCUUGAUGUUCAAUUUGUUUUUCUGGUUGGGUUUUUACCUUUCAAACAUAGAUUGUAAUGAAUUUCUCUAAUUCGAAACUGCUUCCAAGAUUAUUCAAGUCAUUCAGCGCUCAAAAAAUCUCGUCGUCAUUGCUGUCUACUACAGUAAGACCCACACGCUUAGGCUUUAACAACGCAGCAACCGCAAGGGUGCCUGUCCAUCGCUUUGUUCACUCUUCACCUAAAGAAUACAAUGGGGUACAAUCAGCAGCUUACCAUUUCAAAAGACAGCGCCAUAUGCCAUACUUUUUAGAAUAUCUUAUGUGGGUUGUAUUCGGAUCAGAGGCACUUCAUCUUAUCUGGCUUAAAAUUGAUAUCAGAGAAUACAAGGAAAAAAUGCAGCAUAAAACUAAAUUAUUGGAGGAAAUCAUAAAGCGUGUCGAAAAUGGUGAAGUGAUCGAUGAUAGUUUAAGGGAGGAAAUUAAGAUGGUGUUGAUGAACAAUAAGCAUACUGGAGAAUACCAUGAUGAUAUCGAUGAUGAAUAUUUGAACAGCUUAAUUGCAUCAUCCGAACAAGCAGCAAAAGAAGCUCCCGAAAAAAUCAAGAAACCUGUCACUGAAUCAAAGUGGGUUGAGAUCAAGGAAGAAGCUGGAAACGAUCAAGAUAAAAAGAAGAAGCAGCCCUUCUUCUUGUAAGAGAAACUCAUGUACUAUCUGUAAAUAAAUUUAAUUGUAAUAGACGACGUGUGUUCAUUCAUACUCAAAGCAGGGAAAUGUGUUCUUUUGAAAUAUACAAGAGAAUGUCUACACCCACGUCUUUU